UUGAUUUGACCAAAAGGCAGCUAACCAGCGGUGACGCCGUACAGCGGGCGGGGACAUCCGCAGUAGUAAGAUAGCUAAUAACAUGGCGAAGACUUACGAUUACUUGUUUAAACUACUUUUAAUCGGCGAUUCAGGCGUCGGAAAGACCUGUGUGCUAUUCAGAUUUUCAGAAGAUGCCUUCAACUCAACGUUUAUCUCUACUAUAGGUAUUGACUUCAAGAUCAGAACAAUAGAAUUAGAUGGAAAGAAGAUCAAGCUACAGAUAUGGGAUACAGCAGGACAGGAGAGGUUCAGAACCAUCACAACAGCCUACUAUAGAGGAGCCAUGGGCAUCAUGUUAGUGUAUGACAUUACUAACGAGAAGUCCUUUGACAACAUCAAGAACUGGAUACGGAAUAUAGAAGAGCAUGCGUCAGCAGAUGUAGAGCGGAUGGUCCUUGGGAACAAAUGUGAUGUCAAUGACAAGCGACAGGUGUCCAAAGAAAGAGGAGAGAAGCUGGCGCUGGAGUACGGUAUCAAGUUCAUGGAAACCAGCGCAAAAGCGAACAUCAAUGUGGAGAAUGCCUUCUUAACCCUCGCCAGAGACAUCAAAGCAAAAAUGGACAAGAAACUGGAGGGCAACAACCCGCAGGGCAGCAGUCAAGGAGUAAAGAUAACAGAACAGCCCAAGAAGAGCAGUUUCUUCCGCUGCACACUCCUGUGAGGAGACGGGAGCGUCGGCAUCCACCAUCGCCUUAACUGUGUCCCCCACUGGACAGAACUGGACAGAGCACACUCUGAUCUCUCUUUUACCUUUCUUCAUGUGUCUUCCUCCUUCUCGACUGAUUGUCCUGUGCUUAUCUAUCGUAGCAAAAACAAAAGUUUAUUACUCCUUUGGAUAACCAGUCUUCCCUUGACACCAGUGAAUUUAAUUACUGUGGCCUCUGUUACAUACUAAAUCAGAUACCUUUUUUUUUU
Molecule: messenger RNA, 957 nt
Organism: Thunnus maccoyii (southern bluefin tuna)
Lineage: Eukaryota; Metazoa; Chordata; Actinopteri; Scombriformes; Scombridae
Product: ras-related protein Rab-8A
Exons: 8
Coding region: 83-703 (206 amino acids)
Biological process (GO): neurotransmitter receptor transport to postsynaptic membrane; Golgi vesicle fusion to target membrane; protein secretion
Cellular component (GO): dendritic spine; trans-Golgi network transport vesicle; plasma membrane
Molecular function (GO): GTP binding; GTPase activity
Source: RefSeq, a predicted model, not a curated record